AUGAACGACAUUCCACAACCCAUUACGACAGUUGUUACAAAACCACAGGAAAAGUUAUAUGUUUUGCAUUUAGAGAAGGAUUUAAUUGCAUUUAUAAAAGAGUCAAUACUGCUAAAGCAGGAAUCCCCAGUAUAUACGAUUCAGUCCGAAGUGCUAAAAAAUUCAUAUUAUAGGUUACUAAGCCAUCAAGUAUGCCAGCAUUAUCAUUUACAGCAUUGGAAUAAUGGGUCAAACGAUAUAAUAGUCACAUUGAGUGCAGAUGGGUUCGACUAUGAGAAGUUCAGUGAAGUAUUAGACCAGAAAGAAGAUAAAAGCUUCACAAAGAUAUGCGACUAUAUUCAACAGAAGCUGAAUGGCUGUAAAGGGAAUGGCUCUGAAGGAGACGAAGUCAGUGCUAAGAAAAUCAAGCCAAAAAUGAUCAUUAAGAAGGAAUCACCAAGAAAUUCAAUGCCACUGGCUGACACGCUGUCUGAGAUAACCCAGGCAUCAAUUUUUCUGUCGACAGGAGAGCUGAAUGGGAAGGCCCAAAAAGAUUUUUCAGACACUCCGAAUACUUCUACUCCGGUCCUGACAGGCAGUUUAAACCCUGGAAGCGAUAACAUUGAGUUUGAGAGAGCAUCAAAGGAAGCAUUAUAUUUGAAAGUAAGAGAAAAGAUUUUUCAGGACCAACAGGAUGAUGAUGAUGACCAGGAAGAAGAAGCUGAGGAAGAUGAUGACGAAAAUGAUGACAGUGACGAAGACACCACCAAUAGCUCGACGAGUGAUUCUAAAGGUGGAUUUAUGAGCCAAGACAAUACACACAAGCAUAAUGCAUACAACGGAUUCGAUUCUAAUUCAUAUCAAUACAAUGGAGGAGUGCCUCCUGUGCCCAUGGGUAUGCCAAUAAACUACAAUACAAACAUGAAUGUCCCUCCUUUUGUGAACCCAAAUGGCUACUACAACUCUCCCAAUCAGUCGAUGUACCCACCACAAAUGAAUAUGUAUAAUCAAUAUCCCAACUAUUUCUCUGCUCCUCCUAUGAUGCCUCCUCAAAAUGGCUUCUACUCAAACGCAUACAACGGAAACCGUCAGUACACUCCAUACGACAAAGAGACCGAAAGAAAACUAUUAAACAACCCAUAUAUCAUUAUACCUGAUUCUAACAAAGAUAAGAAGCCUAAGAAAGCCUACAAACCAAGAUAUCCGAAUUACAAUUCCAACUCGAACUCGAAUUCAUCUUCUAGUACUACCAAUAUUGCACCCAAUAACUCUACAAAGUACUAA
Debaryomyces fabryi is the source of this 1263-nucleotide messenger RNA. It is a transcript of the gene FGR44, whose product is annotated as Fgr44p. The coding region runs from base 1 to 1263 and encodes 420 amino acids. The transcript has a single exon. The record is from RefSeq and is a predicted model, not a curated record. Lineage: Eukaryota; Fungi; Ascomycota; Pichiomycetes; Serinales; Debaryomycetaceae. Gene Ontology annotation, molecular function: nucleic acid binding.